AUGAACAGUUCCCACGCUAUGAAGUCCUGUGUAUUCAUCUUCCUUGUGGCCCUACUGUGUGCAGAGAGAGCUCAGGGACUGCGCUGCUACAGUUGCCAGGGGGUCACAUCUGAAGCUUCCUGCCAAUCUCUUACCUGCCCCUACCCUGAUGGAGUCUGUGUCACUCAGGAUGUGGAAGCGACUGUGGGCUCUCAAAAAGUGAAAGCAAGAAGCAAGUACUGCCUUCCCACCUGCCCUAAGAAUAAGAUACCUCUUGAAAAUAUGCAGAUCAUGGGUGCUGACAUCCACUCCAACAUUUCCUGUUGCAAGGAAGACCUCUGCAAUGCAGCAGUUCCCACUGGGGGCAGCACCUGUACCCUGGCAGGGGUGCUUCUGUGCAGCCUGGCCUCAGUCCUCCUGCAGGCCUUGCUGUGA
This is a messenger RNA of Acomys russatus (golden spiny mouse), 414 nucleotides long. Its product is annotated as lymphocyte antigen 6A-2/6E-1-like. The transcript is spliced from 3 exons. Gene Ontology annotation, biological process: acetylcholine receptor signaling pathway. Gene Ontology annotation, molecular function: acetylcholine receptor inhibitor activity; acetylcholine receptor binding. Bases 1 to 414 code for a protein of 137 amino acids. Gene Ontology annotation, cellular component: plasma membrane. The record is from RefSeq and is a predicted model, not a curated record. NCBI's taxonomy places the organism in Eukaryota, Metazoa, Chordata, Mammalia, Rodentia, Muridae.